UUGUACCGCGGGUGCUGGUGGAGGUCGGAGACGUUUCGCUGAUGCACGGGGAAGAGAGUUGUUUACAAACAAGUAAUUGUCAGAAAGGAAAAGUGAAAGCGUCGCUGAAACUUGCGGGUUUAGCUCAACGCUGGGUUUCUCAUCCUCAUGGAGACUCACAGCAGAUUGUAGUCUGUAAUAUGAAACACUUCGCUGGGUGAUAUUUCCUCUGAUAGAUAAAGCUGAGCAGGUGCAGUGUCUGAAGUUGCACAGAGGUGUUGGCUGUGGGCAGUCUGCAGGACACAUGGCAGAUGAAAGCAACAAGCUGACACUGAGGCGCCUGGAGGCACCGAUCCACAAGUUCAUUAAAGUGGCUCUGCCCACGGACCUGGAGAGGCUGCAGAAACACCACAAUAACAUACUGAAGUACCAACACAGCCAGCAAUGGGACCGCCUUCAUCAGGAGCACAUCAACGCCAGCAGAACUGUUCAGCAGCUGAGAGCGAACAUCAGAGAGAUGGAGAAGCUGUGUUCUCGGGUCCGUGUCGAAGACGCUCAUGGUCUGGAAGCGCUCGUAAAGCCAGUCAGGGACAGAGCAUCAGCCGCCGCAUACGACUUCUUGCUUUUGCACUCUAACCCCGUGCCCCAGCCCACACUACCUCCAUCACCUGCGUCUGCCAGCGGUUUCCACCGUGAGGACGAUGUGGGCAAGGAGUCGAUGUCUGGCGGCAGGCAAAUACAGCUGCAACUUCCAGAGAUUCCUGCAGAUCAGAGUGCGGCUGAGUCCUGGGACAACCUGGAAGAGGAUCUGAAGGAGCUGAGCGGUUUGGUGACAGAGUUCAGUCUUCUUGUCCAUUCCCAGCAGGAGAAGAUUGACAGCAUAGAGGACAACGUCAACACAGCCGCUGCCAACGUGGUGGAGGGGACCAAGAGCCUGGGGAAGGCGGUGGGCUACAAGAUGGCGUUGCUGCCAAUUGCCGGGGCGCUGCUGGGCGGUGCGCUAGGAGGACCACUCGGGCUGCUGGUCGGGCUUAAAGCCGCUGGGGUGGCCGCUGCUCUGGGAGGUUCUCUGGGGUUCGCGGGGGGCAGCCUGGUCCGGAAACACCGCAAAACCCGACUGGAUCUACAGAUGAAGCAAGUGACACCGCAACAGCCAGACAAAGCAGAGUCCAGCAAAGACAAAUGAUGCGGUUGGUCCUCUGUCCUCAGCUGCUGGUUAAUCACUGAGGUUUCCCAUGUUGCCCGACCAAUUAGAAGGAAAAGCCAAACUCAAAGAGACUCAGUGUUUGACUUUGGCGUCUUGUAUGUCUGGAAUCAAUGACACAUUUACAGCCUUGUUGAAGAGCUGGGUACUUUUAUGUUUGUGUGUGAAUAGUGUUUCUGUGAGGACGUUAUUCUACUUUUAUACACACAACUGAUUUUUUUUUUUUAUUCUGAUCACAGCAAAGCAGUGAUUUUUAAUUGAGCUGCGAGUGAGGCCAGUCUGACAUAGCCUCGCUCAUUUAAAUACGUUUAACUGACACAUAUAUUCUGUCAAACGCUGCUUAGGGAGACACCUGUUUUCACCAGGGUUCGUCAGUUUACCUAGAAUCAUGACUCAAUAAUCUUUUCAGGCACAGUCACACAUACACGAAUGUGAAGCAAAUAUAUCGUGGGUCAAAGUUCACCUAAACUCCACGAGGAGCCACACUGCAAUUCACCCCAGGAAUCGAAGGCUUUAUUCUGGCUCGCAGAUUGGAAGUGGGAGGGAGGUGAAGGUUCGCCACGGAAACUAUGUCAACAGCUCUACUACUGAGACUAUAUAAUAAUAAUAUUGUGUAAAGAAAAUGUUUUUUGACUACCAUCUCUGUGGUGCUGCAUUUAUUCAUUAAUGUAAAUUGAAAGUGGCACUGCUUCAGAGUUUAUAUCAAUUAUUUUCCAUUUACACACAGAGUUGUUGUUUUUGCACAAAAAGCACCCAAGUGCCACAGUCCAGUUCAGUGACUCUAAGAACCUGCCAUGUAUUGAUUUCACCUCUGCUGGUUUUCUGCCAAAUAAAACCUUUCAUUUCA
This is a messenger RNA of Hippoglossus stenolepis (Pacific halibut), 2030 nucleotides long. RefSeq names its product syntaxin 17 (gene stx17). The record is from RefSeq and is a predicted model, not a curated record. The transcript has 7 exons. Gene Ontology annotation, cellular component: SNARE complex; plasma membrane; endomembrane system. Lineage: Eukaryota; Metazoa; Chordata; Actinopteri; Pleuronectiformes; Pleuronectidae. The coding region runs from base 284 to 1165 and encodes 293 amino acids. Gene Ontology annotation, biological process: vesicle fusion; exocytosis; intracellular protein transport. Gene Ontology annotation, molecular function: SNARE binding; SNAP receptor activity.